AUGUCUCGGAAAAACAUCUCCGACGCGGUCAGGCGGGGCUCGACGCCCGAGGCCCAUUUCGACUCGCUCGUCAAGGCCUUCUACUUGCCGGUGGCCGUUUUGGGGCUGGCGGCGGUGUUGUUUUUCCUCUCGAUCCUCACCACCGGCCGCGAUUUGCGGAGUGUUGAGCGAGAACUUGAAGUGACAAAUGAGGGUGGUGCAUUCGACGGGUCGAUGACGGGCGAAAAAAAUAGGGUUUUUGAUGAU
Mesorhabditis spiculigera is the source of this 246-nucleotide messenger RNA. The record is from the annotation of a GenBank genome assembly. Lineage: Eukaryota; Metazoa; Nematoda; Chromadorea; Rhabditida; Rhabditidae.